Osmerus eperlanus (European smelt) is the source of this 2476-nucleotide messenger RNA. RefSeq names its product zinc finger protein 271-like. The record is from RefSeq and is a predicted model, not a curated record. Gene Ontology annotation, biological process: regulation of transcription by RNA polymerase II. Bases 404 to 1501 code for a protein of 365 amino acids. Lineage: Eukaryota; Metazoa; Chordata; Actinopteri; Osmeriformes; Osmeridae. Gene Ontology annotation, molecular function: DNA-binding transcription factor activity; RNA polymerase II cis-regulatory region sequence-specific DNA binding. The transcript has a single exon.
UUGUCUAUUUUUAUUUUGUAAGUUUAUUAUUACUGUAAAUGACUAAAGAGGAGUUGUUUGCCGGCCAUGAAGUUGUCACCACAGUGUUGUUUCUCCUGACAAAAUACACCUGAGAGAAACACUCCUCACCAAAUGAUCAACAUUACAUAUGCAUAGUAGACAUUAUGACGGACAAAAUAUGUCCUUUAUAUGUAAAGUCUGAAUGUUCACUAACUUGGAACUGUUUUCUCCAGAUCCUCUGUUGGCCAUUCAUACUUGAUCGUGGGACUAGACAGUGGGAGACUUCUUCCAGAGAACAGCAGAAAGACUACAGAGAGACUCAACCAGAGAAAAACAAGCUUCCAGAGACUAGAUACCAGACAGGAUCCUGAGAGACCAGACAGAGAACAAAGAGACCUGAGUUAUGGAGACACAUCAGUGUGACACCUGUGGGAAGAGCCUUUCCUCAUCCAGUAGCCUCAAGCAGCACAUGGUGAUCCACACUGGAGAGAAGCCCUACAGCUGUGACCUCUGUGGUAAAACCUUUAGCCAUGCUUCCAGUUUCAGAAAUCACAGCAGGAUCCAUACCGGAGAGAAGCCAUACAGUUGUGACCUCUGUGGUCAAACCUUUAGCCAGGCUGCCCAUUUAAGAGUUCACAGCAGGAUCCACACAGGAGAGAAGCCCUACAGCUGUGACCUCUGUGGUCAAACCUUUAGUCAUGCUUCCAGUUUCAGAGAUCACAGCAGGAUCCACACUGGAGAGAAGCCCUACAGCUGUGACCUUUGUAGUAAAACCUUUAGGCAGAGAGGGGAAUUCACAGUUCACCGCAGGAUCCACACUGGAGAGAAGCCCUACAGCUGUGACCUUUGUAGUAAAACCUUUAGACAGAGAGGGGAAUUCACAGUUCACCGCAGGAUCCACACUGGAGAGAAGCCCUUUAGAUGUGACCUCUGUGGUCAAACCUUUAGCCAGGCUUGCAGUUUAAGAUCUCACCGCAGAAUCCACACUGGAGAGAAGCCCUACAGCUGUGACCUCUGUGGUCAAACCUUUAGACGGAGAGGGGAAUUCACAGUUCACUGCAGAAUCCACACUGGAGAGAAGCCCUACAGCUGUGACCUUUGUGAUAAAACCUUUAAACAGAGAGGGGAAUUCACAGUUCACCGCAGAAUCCACACUGGAGAGAAGCCCUACAGCUGUGACCUCUGUGAUAAAACCUUUAGACAGAGAGUGAAAUUCACAGUUCACCGCAGAAUCCACACUGGAGAGAAGCCCUACAGCUGUUACCUCUGUGGUAAAACCUUUAGAGACGCUUCUGGUUUCAGAUUUCACAGCAGGAUCCACACUGGAGAGAAGCCCUACAGCUGUGACAUCUGUGGUAAAACCUUUAGCCAGGCUAACAACUUAAAAGUUCAUCGCAGGAUCCACACUGGAGAGAAGCCCUACAGCUGUGAUCUCUGUGAUAAAACCUUUAGACAGAGAGGGCAAUUAACAGUUCACAGCAGGAUCCACACCGGAGAGUAGCCCUACAGCUGGCCACACUGUGACUUUUCAUGUCAAACAAAUGGCAAUCUGAAGAGUCACCUGCAUAUCCACAAUAGAAAACAAAACAAAGCAGUGAUGUCUGGGGACAAGUUGUGCCAGCAGUCACCACCUGAGAGAACUUCUGUAUGACCCUCAGCUGGAAGAACUACUGGCUUACACCUACUGGGACAGCACAUGCAGUAACACCAGAUCUACAGUCCAACAUGACAGGACAGGAAAGAUACUCUACCCCUGUAAUGAUGGAAGGGAAGUUGUCAGACAGGGUAGAAUCUUGGUAAACACUUGCUGACACCUUUCUGUUCUGAAGCAAUAUGAUUCAAGCAAUUGGAAUUUUCCAUCUUUUGUUGUUCUGUUUGUGUUGGUUAAAAUAGUCUGGUGAUGUUGUGAUAAGAGCUCUACAGGAACAUGUGGGUUGUUCUAAACUCAUCAGAACUCACCAGGCUUGGUGGUUCUGAUGAAGACGGUUACUGUGUGUCUCACCAAGUUAUCAUUUGGUAUUGUUUUUCAAGACUAUACUGAAUAUAUUUCAGACAAUACUGACUGAAUAUGUUGAAUCUGUCAAUAUUUACUCUAUAUUGAAGUACUUUUAGCUUUGUUGGUAAAUGUAAAGCCUUUUGUAAAAUGGAUUUGAAAAGUGAUACACAAAUAAAGUUGUCUGAGAUACUUUCUGUAUCUUUGUUGUUUUGUGACAGUUCCAGACUGUCCAGACUGACGCCUGGGACACACUGGCUGCAAAGUGCCGCGAUUAGCUGCGAAGUGCCUGGAAGCGCAGCCUUAUUCCUUUCGGCGCCCAUGUUAUCAAAUUGGACAGGCCACACGGGCUGCGAAGCGCCGCGAUUGGCUCGUGCUCUGGAGCGAUCGUUUCGGCAGCUGACCUCAUUAUCAUAUUGGGAAGAAUGAAUGAAUGAAUAAAGAAAUACAUAAAUGAAUGAAUACAUAACCAAAUACAUGUAA